Messenger RNA from Pararge aegeria (speckled wood butterfly), 4144 nucleotides. It is a transcript of the gene torso, whose product is annotated as tyrosine-protein kinase receptor torso-like. The transcript is spliced from 16 exons. Gene Ontology annotation, cellular component: signaling receptor complex. The coding region runs from base 162 to 2615 and encodes 817 amino acids. Gene Ontology annotation, biological process: positive regulation of kinase activity; protein phosphorylation; cell surface receptor protein tyrosine kinase signaling pathway. Gene Ontology annotation, molecular function: transmembrane receptor protein tyrosine kinase activity; ATP binding. The record is from RefSeq and is a predicted model, not a curated record. NCBI's taxonomy places the organism in Eukaryota, Metazoa, Arthropoda, Insecta, Lepidoptera, Nymphalidae.
CGAGCGCUGAAAAUUUUCUUGAGUAUUACUUACAAACUAUACGGAAUUAACUAUAUAUAAAAUAGCACAUUGGAAUUCUAUAAGUAACGCAUUACGAGAUAAAUAAAGACGUUAAUAUCGAUCUAUGAAAAUUAAGUGAAUAUUUGUAUUUUACUGUGAAAAUGAGUAGGGAAAUUGUAUUUUUUUUUAUGCUAUGGUCAAAUGUUAGCGUACUGAGCACUGAAGAAUUACUUCAAGAGUUACCGGCAUCGAUAAAACAGAUGAAAAACCUUGCGCAUUUUGUGUGCAAAGAUUUAUUUCCUAAUGAAUGGUAUCCAAGUCUGACCCCUAAGCUGCAAGAGGAACGUAAACUCUGUGAACGGAACUUUUUAAGUCACAACUACACUGACGGGAAACCCCCGAAUAUAACAAUAAAAAAGCGGAGGGAAUACAAGGUGUCGGUAACAGCGACCCCGUCGAAUCACAUGCAAAUAGUCGCUUUGCUCAACGAACACAACAGUGAUGAGGUCAUAUAUUAUAGUCUUAUCAAAAACAACGAAAAACCCGACGACCUGUAUCCCAGUCCUACAGAGAGCUAUACCUUCUGGACAGCUACAAUAAACUCCGAUGGUACUUCUUCCUUAUGGAAAAGAGGGCCGAUCUUGCAGUCGUGGAAACAUGUUGAGAAGAAAUAUGAUAUAAAGUUAAUUUUUUUAUUGGAUUCAUACAAAAAGGAUUCUUAUCAUAUAAGCGGUCAAUUUUGGUGGAAUUCCAGUGAUCCUACAGAUUUAAAAUUCAACGUAUUAAAUAAUUGCGCUCAUGGAGUCCUAGGCAAUUCGGACGACAAACGGAUCGGACCAGUUUCCAAUCGCUCAGUGAUACUACAAAAGUUGCCUCUAAACGAUACAUGCACGAUACGUGUGAAAGGAAAAUACUCUAUGACCAAUUUAACAUAUCACACACCCACCUGUGAAGAAAUUCCGCUUUGCGAGCCGCCGCCACAAAUACCAGAGAAUGUGACCAUGGUGGUAUCUAAGGAGGUGGACUCAGACCUGUGGUCGGUGCACGUGCGGUGGGCGAAACAGCGACCUGCGCCAUACGACUACAAUGUUACAUUGCGUGCAAACUCCGUGCAAAGCACAGUUGUUUUAGGCAACGUGACAGAAGUCAAUUUCAAAAACGUAAAAGGCCGAGGAUUGUAUAACGUGUCGGUGGUCGCAAGAAUUCCUGGCAAAAUUCCAGCAGUAGCGAUUCAGAGGAACAUAUUCCCGGCUCGAGAGACCAUUCCAAUUUCCACCAGUCUCAUGAUAGGCGUGAUGUGUGCAGCGGCGCUACUCACAGUUAGCACUUUGCUGGUUUUUAUACAUUACGUGCGCAGGAGACUGGUCUCAAAAUAUUCUACUAAAAUAUAUUUUCCGGGGGUACUAGAGAAAAUACCGGAGGAUGUUGAGAAAGACGAGAGUAGCCAAGAAUCAGGUUCCGAGGACCAAUGGGAGGUGCGUCUGGAUCGUUUGUUGCUACAUGAGGUUAUAGGAGAAGGUGCCUUUGGCGUUGUUCGAAGAGGCACCUUGGCGCCAACUGACAAAAACGUGGCUGUUAAAAUGCUUAAAGAUUUCCCAUCCCUGGAGGAGAUCCGUUCCUUUCGCGCAGAAAUGGAGCUGAUGAAGAGCGUGGGCGCACACCCGCACGUGGUGAGCUUGGUGGGCUGCUGCAGCGGUCGCCGCCCACUCAUCGUGGCAGAGUACUGCAGCCGCGGCGACUUGCUUACUUAUCUCAGAUGUUCAUGGGACCUGAUGGUGUCAAGACGUAACGCCAAAUAUAGCAACAAUAACAAAGAAUGCACCAACUAUCGCUACGAUCAGUUUAAAAACACACCCGAAUCCAAGUUUGUUGCGAAUCGUCUUUACGAACUCGAAGGAGUCUGCGACACAGAGCUGACUCUGCUUGACCUUCUUUCUUUUUGCCGGCAAGUGGCCAUGGGCAUGGAGUUUUUAGCUUCAAACCGAGUCGUUCAUAGGGACCUAGCGGCUAGAAACAUUCUGGUUACAGCAGAUAGGACAUUGAAAAUAGCUGAUUUCGGUCUAUCGAGAGACGUCUACCAAGAAAAUCAGUACAAGCAGAAGAGCAACGGCAAGAUGCCCGUGAAGUGGAUGGCUUUGGAGUCUUUAACGCAUCGCAUUUAUACGACACAAACUGAUGUAUGGUCUUUCGGCGUUGUUAUGUGGGAGGUAGUGACGGUGGGAGGGGCCCCGUACGCUGGCGUAAGCGCCGCGCGGCUUCCGCGUCUCCUCGCCGCAGGAUACCGCAUGCCGCGACCCCUCAACUGUAGUGCGCCACUAUACCAAUUAAUGAUGUCAUGCUGGAACGAUCGGCCGCGCUCCCGACCAACGUUCUCGGACCUGCACAUAGCGUUGGACGAGCUGUUGACUGCCAGCGCUGACCACUACCUAUCUCUCGCGCUCCCAGUCUUGGUACCUGAGGAAGGCACUCCCAACGCGCCGCUCAGUCAGUACGUCCGUAACUUGAUGAGCUUACCACGUGUAUUUUGCAGAGGCAAAUGGCGGAACGGCAAAAAUUACGAGCGGCCCCUCUCUAACCACUACACCGCUCAGCCAGCGCCCCUAAUACAAACUUGAAACGAAAUAGAUACUGAAGUUUAGUUCACAAACUGCAAGGCCACCAGAGAUGUAGGUACACCACGUAUUUAUGUAUCUAACCAAAAAUGCAAAACUGUGAGAAAACCAUAAUCAGAAGAACGCUCAAAUAUAACGUGUUUUAUACGUUUGAUAUCUUUUUGAAGUUGCCUAGGACAUUUUUGCAAACUAAGAGACCUUGUAAAUGUAUGCAACCCUACGAAAGGCAUGCUAUGAUGGCCACAAUUAUAAAAAGCAUCAGAUGAAUGCGAAAUAUACUUAUAAGUUGACAAUAUUAAUAAAGACACAACAAAACUUUAUGAAAUAGACAUAUAUCAAUAAAGCAGCUUGUUAUAAACGAGACAGCGCAUUUCGAAUAUAUCAUCAUCACCAUCAACCGAUCACCGGCCCACUACAGGGCAGGGGUCCGCUCAGAAAGAGAAGGGUUUACGUCGUAGCCUACUGGCCAAGUGCGGAUCGGUUUACGUCACACGUCUUUGAUAACAUAACUGAGAACUUUAGGCAUGCAGGUUUCCUCACGAUGUUUAUUUAAAAACGCACAUAACGCCGAAAUGUCAGUGUUGCGUACCGGGGCUCGAACUCGAUCUGAUCGAUAGGAAAGCCGAAGCCUUACCCACUAAUCUAUCAACGCGUUUAUUUUUAGAUUAUUCACGUAUGUAUGUUAAUGGCCCAUAAUUUAGGUAGUUUAGCAAACCGAGCUUAAAAACAUUACUCUAAAUAUCGUAGGUGUUUCCAGCUUGUUGGUAUGUCAACUGACGCGUUUCAAAUGCACGUAAAACAGACCCUAAAUCAACGGCAUCUAUUUAGCAUUAAACUUAGGUUAUUAUUUAGUGAAUAAUGAAGUGCUAUGAUCUCAAAUAUGUAAUGUUAUUGUAGAAAUUUAGUUAUGCAUAUUAUGUAAAUAGUUAAGUAACGAAAUAUAACAAUUUUAAAUAUUUGCAUAUGGAUAUGAUGGGAAAAUUUGUGGUGACUCUAAACAUAUCUAUUUAUAUAUCCACAGAUGUAAGAGUAAGGCUGUCCUUUUCUAUAGGGAGCGUUGUAAAAAGCCCCCUACCCCAGCUCAGCCCUACUUUAAGACCCGUUAUUGUUAUAUCUACCUGAAAUAAAUUGACAGGUUUAAAAAUUGUUUCUCUAAGUAAUAUAAUGAAAACUGCAAGAAAUAAUAUGUAAAGAAAAACCCUACUUAAAUGAAAUUCCAUUCAAACUAUAACAACUUUUUAAGACCUGCUAUUUAGUAUAGAGAAAUGUGUAAGUAAAGUAUAAAAAUGUGUCACAACGUCCGAAGUGAGUGCAAACCUGAGUGGUUAUCCUCUGAACCAAGGCUGUUACUAAAUGCUUUUAUUUUUUCACUAUGCAUGUUACUUACUUCUAAUAACAGAGGUAAGUAACAUGCAUACUACAAUAAUUUCAAAACAAUUAUCCCUAACCGACUGAGCUGUGAAUACACGUUUCGUUUGAAUGAUAAUGCAAUGGCAGCUUUGGUGACAUCUUUCAAAAUUCAAUAAGGCCGA